This is a messenger RNA of Amoebophrya sp. A25, 3315 nucleotides long. The record is from the annotation of a GenBank genome assembly. Lineage: Eukaryota; Dinophyceae; Syndiniales; Amoebophryaceae.
ACUACUGCGCUUCGCAGUACCUCUUAGCCACCCACCAUUAUAGAGAAGUAGGAGAUUUGGCUAAUUUUGGUCAAAGACAGAAGGAGACCGUGGAUGACCUUUGGAUGGUAACGAGCUUUGGAGAAAUUUUGGAGGAUGUAGUGGCGAGACGCGAAGCCGAAGACAAAAACGGACAUCUGGAACAACUACCCCAAGAAUUAGACAAGAGUCCGAGUUCUUGUUACGAGGUUCUCAAGCGUGAUGGCUGGGCGUGGCUGUCGAGAAACGUAUUUGGCGAAGAAGAUCAAAACGCAAGGGUAGAUACUUCUAGGUGUAAUACAUCAACAGCACUUCUUGCCGACUUCGAAGCAGACGCAGAUACCCUCGUCGCACUGAAGCGUCUAUCACGGGACUCACUCAGUCGUUGCUUCUAUUCAAGUGUACUUACACACCAGAAAAGGAGCAAAGUCGGAAGAAGCUUUGUGGACACGAGUGGCCUAGAGUUUGCCACACAGGCUGACGACGCAAGUCGCAUGGUUAAGCUUGCGAAUAUCACAGAUAGUAGGGUCCCUCGAUCUACUGCUUCAGGAGUGCAGGACGAGUCUUCAAAUAAAGAAGUUCCAGCUAGCAAACGCCAAAGACUCUCUGACGUAGAUGGUAAGCGCCCGUCAUCAUCUUCAUCAAGCAGUAAGAUGGAUUGCAGUGGUACAACUGGCGAUGGUGGAAAAUUAGCAAGCAAGGCAAAGGGAGAAGAUGAAGAAGAGCAUCCACAAGAUGCUUUUUCAGAUCUAUCUUUAUGGACUUACACCUACGCUAUGCGCAAACUCUACUACGGCACACGGUUUCGCUCUGCGUUAUACAACAGCGUGACUUUGCUCGAUCCUCUGAGCCUGCUCCAGGGUCAGCGGACUGUGCUGAUGCCCCAUCUCACUGAGGAUGUCCAAGCCACGCAUUUUUCUCUUAGGCGGCGUGUCAAUCUGUUGAGAAAGAUCAUGAUACGGGAGGAGCAUCAACUCGGAGAUAAGCACCAGAAUCCUAAAGGUACCAUCGUAGCGGAUACUAAGUACGGACCUAAUCGUCUUUCUCCUGGUGUCAUAGGUGGUGUCCGCUGGAGCCAGGCUUUAGAGAGCAUCCAUGAAGAGUGGCCGACGGUCUUUCGAGGGACAAGGGCUAGGCCAGAAUGGAUGCGCUUGGAGUACAAGAGGAAGAAUGUUACCAACAAAAGAGGUCGAAGCGAUUAUGACGGGGAUAAUUGCGAUUAUGACUUAAAUGCCGACGUGGUCGAGGACGACGAGAAAUUGGAGCUGGCUGAGCAAGGAGAUCUGUUUAACGACGACCCCAAGGUUGAUGAAGCGAACGCACCAGAGCAGAGCAAAGUUUGUGGCACCGGUGCACGAGCAGAGGUAGAUGCCAUAGCUGCAUCUGGUAUGUCUGAGGAAUCUUUGGCCACGUACGAUCGAGUCGACAUCCGAACGCCACUGCUGAACUCCCGGUUCCGCGUGUACCUGCAAGAAAAUACGCCUAAACACUUGCGGAAGGGGAAGAACAUGGAGAACAGACUCUUCCGGAUGGAAUUAGGAGGUGGAGCAGAUGCGGCAGAGGGAGCUGCAGAUCUCGUUGCCAAGGAAGAUGCUGCACGAACAGAGGGAGAUCAUGCACAACAAGAUGCGUCCUCUGCAUCAAACGGAGAGGACAUCCUCAUCCGUCUAAGCGUCUACAGUUCAGAAACUGGUUCUGCGCAGAAACUGGAAACAAGUAUCGACGUCCUAGGAUCCACUUUACUUGUGGAAUUUUCUGAACUUCUAUUAGACAGCUCGCAUCGUGCGUCGAAUCGUUCUUACUGCGUAGACCAGUUCCGGGAUACGGAGACCUGUUUACUGGUUGGCGAUACCAUCUACGCAUCAGUGCUUCCAGGUACGGGAGAGCAUACAGAAGAAACCGACGUUGCGAUGGAAGAGGAGGAAGAAGGUAUUCAAUAUUUUGACUUUAGACCAAUUGUGCCACUCGUGUCUUCUUUUCCUUCGGAAAAUUGCUCACAGCAAAUCUUGAUAGUAGUUGUGUACAUUUCGACAUUCAACUCACCACAAAAAUUGAUUAUAAAUUCUAAAACUUAAAACUUCAGGUCGCAACGGCGUUGUGGAGCCGGAGGUUUGUCAUUUGUCGGAGCUAAUUAAAGAGUGGUGGUCUGCUCGGUCGCAGGAGUCAACCGAUGUCGAUCAACUGACCGGAACCUCUGUACCAGCAAAUGAAAAUGUUUCGGGUUGUUCAUCGACUUCUAGUUCUAUGGCUUGCACCCCAAGAGCAGAGGAGGAAGCCACGUCCUCUUCCUCCCCUCAUACGGAGCCUCACAAGGAGCCUCGUGUAGUACCGAAGUGGGGUUUACGGUUCAAGGAUAUUUUUGGAGAAAACUUCGCUGUCGGCAGCAAACAGCCCAUGCUUUUUCAUAGCAACACGGAGAAGCGACCCAGAGUCGUCGUGGUGGAAAACGUCAUGUGGUUCCGAAAGGACGUCUUACAUUUCCCUGGACCUUAUCCGCGCAUCGUGGUCAGAUCAAGAAAGAUCACGGAACGAUGCGACGCAUGUCUGCUUAGGUCUGCAGAAGCAGUGGUCAGGAAUCUGAAGUUUUCAACCACCCACCACGCCUACUGUCGCAUGUGCUGGUCUUGUUUGGUGCUGUUGUGCAGUGAUUCGGCUAGGGAGGACGUAGACGAAGACGAAAAACCGGAGAACAGCAUUCUGGGAAGGUUGAAUCCGAGGUUGACGGGUGAUAAAGCAAAGCUGUUCAUGAUCAAUCAAGCGCAAAUGCAUGAAUGGUGAUCAACUUUAUUGACGCAUUACUAGUACCAGUGUGAUCGUGAACAUUUGUAUUCAAACAUUACUCUGCUGUGUGUGAAACGAAACUUGCCCCUGUGGGUGGCCAGAAACUUUUUCUGAAAUCUCCAAAUACAAGUCGUUGUACCAGUUAGAUCACUUUUUAAUAGAAGUCACUUAUAUUUCGUCUUAUUCUUAUCCUCGAUUUAUUGCUAUAAUCGCUAUCCAAAUCAGAUGUUGUAUGGGUUUUUCUUUUACGCGCGUUGUAAGACCGCGAGGAUCAUGACGACAGGAAGAGGUCUUACUUGAUGAACUAGGAAUGAUGAUCGUGAUGAAGAACUACUUACUUAUGUAAACAGGCGGAUCUACUCAAACGAAUGACGCGAGUCUUCUCAUGAAAAAGCACCAGCAUCUUCUUUUGAAGAUGACCCAUGAACAGAAGCUGAAUUCAACUUACAACAACUACCCUCGUAUAAGGAAAUCAUACAGCCAGCUGCGUGUAUGACAUUGACAGAUCCCUCAUCA